CUCACGGCGGUGCCUGGGCGAUGCGAUGCUGUUGCUGUGGGUUUGAUUGACAGGAAACAUGUCGGUGUGGUGGGAGCGAACCGGGAUGCAGCUGCUGCCAAGGGAGACAGGGAGUACCUGCAUCCGAUCCACACAUCAGCACCUUUAAACGGCACCGGGCUUCCCGUCCGACACGUCCGCUUGUGAUGCGCUCAACGGCUUCUCCUUCCCCCCCAACAUCAAUUUGAAGCGAAGGGGCACCCGAUGGAUGCUGUGGCGAGCCGUGCAGUCCCGCUCGGUGUCUUCAUACGGUGUUUGAUUUAGCCCACGACCAGAGACACCGCGAUGAAACAGCGGGGACUACGAGGACUGUUGUUGCAAUGAAGUCGACUCUGUCAAGGCUCAAACCGCGUCUUUAAACCGACAGCAUCUCGUUUAAUGGCGUUCUGCGGGCUGCUCCGUUCCGUGGGCUGCUCCACGUUUCCGUUCUGAAUAAUUACACGUUUUUUUUUGGUUCUCUUUUAUUUUUGAAAGUGCACAAGGGGGAAAAUAACAACCACCGCUCGCCAAACUAUGAACGAGGAGAUGACAAAAAGCGAAGAGCAGCAUCUGAGUUUGCAGAAAGCCUUGCAGCAGUGCGAGCUGGUGCAAAAUAUGAUAGACAUAAGCAUUUCUAGUUUGGAGGGUUUACGGACCAAAUGUGCCACAUCCAACGACUUGACACAAAAAGAGAUCCGAACGCUGGAGGGGAAGUUGGUCAAGUACUUCAGCCGCCAGCUGUCCUGUAAGUGCAAAGUGGCCUUAGAGGAGCGCAGCGCCGAGCUGGAGGACUUCCCUCGCCUCGGCCACUGGUUCCGCAUCGUCAACAUGAGGAAGGAGGUCACACAGCAGCUGAGUCCGGGCGACGUGACCCUGGAGGGGCUGCUGGACAUGAGCGAGGAGCAGGUGUGUGAGCUGCUGCAGAAGUUCGGCGCCAGCGAGGAGGAGUGCGCGCGGCUCAACGCCUCCCUGUCCUGCCUGAGAAAGGCCCACCAGCUGGAACAACUGGAGGAGGACAAAUUGCACACCAACGGAGGCAGCCAGUCGAAGCAGGACUGGUCCAUUCAGUGGCCCACCUCCGAAUCGGGCAAAGAGAACACUCCCGUGUGCCAGCCAGAGGCCAGUCAGUGGAUCCGGUUCCAGCUCGCUCAAAGCCCCAAAGUCCAGUCCAAGUACAACCAGCACAUGUGCCACAGUCCCCAAGCCCUGGCUCCGCCUUUGUACGCGGACCGGCUCACGGUCGACAGCCCCGCCACAGGACUCUUCCCCCCCCUGGACUCCGGCCACCGCUCCCUGCCCCCGUCGCCCCGCCAGAGGCAUUUUGGCCACACGCCUCCUCGGACUCCCUUGGUGGUCAACACCAUGACCCCACCCGGCACCCCCCCCAUGCGACGCAGGAACAAAGUCAAGGCCCCGGGGACGCCCCCCCCUCCCAGCCGCAAACUCAUCCACCUGCUGCCGGGCUUCACCGCCCUGCACCGCAGCAAGUCCCACGAGUUCCAGCUGGGGAAUCGCUUGGACGACACACAGACGCCAAAAGCCAAGAAGAAGACCAAGCCCUUGAACCUUAAGAUCCACAGCAGCGUGGGCAGCUGCGAGAACCUGCCCACGCAGCGCUCGCCGCUCCACAGCGAGCGCUCGCUGCGCUCCUUCUUCUUCCCCUCCUUCAUCCCGUCCACGCCUCCCGUCCACGCUGACACCCCCUCUGCAAACACUCUCUCAGUGCCUCGCUGGUCCCCACAGAUUCCCCGAAGAGAUCUGGGAAACUCAAUAAAACACAGGUUUUCCACAAAGUAUUGGAUGUCCCAGACAUGCAUAGUGUGUGGAAAGGGAAUGUUGUUUGGACUGAAAUGUAAAAACUGCAAGCUGAAGUGCCACAACAAAUGCACCAAAGAAGCCCCACCUUGUCAUCUGCUGAUCAUACAGCGAGGCGGACGAGAAUCCCUCAAAGAUCACCAAGGAACAACUCAAGUAGCUCGUCUGGUACGGACCGAGUCAGUGCCAUGCGACAUCAACAACCCGCUCAGGUACACGGACCUGCACAUCAGUCAGACGCUCCCCAAAACCAACAAAAUCAACAAGGAUCACAUCCCCGUCCCGUACCAGCCCGACUCCAGCAGCAACCCCUCCUCCACCACCUCCUCCACCCCGUCCUCCCCGGCUCCUCCCCUCCCCAGCAGCGCCACGCCUCCGUCGCCGCUCCACCCGUCGCCACAGUCGGCGCGGCAACAGAAGCAGUUCAACCUGACAGCCUCCAGUUAUUUCAAAUACAAACAACAGUUCAUCUUCCCAGAUGUUGCUCCAGAGGCUCCUCCCAGCAGAGCACCGCAGGUCAUCCUGCACCCCGUCCUGUCAGAACCAGGGAACGAGGGGAACCCUUUACUUCAGAUCGAAGUUGAACCCACGUCAGAUAACGAGGAAGGAAAUGACGAGGACUCCGGCGACGAGUUCGAAGAGAUGAACCUGUCGCUCCUGUCGGCGCGUAACUUCCCACGCAAGGCCAGCCAGACCAGCAUCUUCCUGCAGGAGUGGGACAUCCCGUUUGAGCAGCUGGAGAUCGGGGAGAUGAUCGGAAAAGGGCGCUUCGGCAAAGUUUUCCACGGACGCUGGCACGGAGAGGUCGCCAUCCGCCUGAUCGACAUCGAGCGCGAUAACGAGGACCAGUUGAAGGCCUUCAAACGGGAGGUGAUGGCCUAUCGCAACACGCGGCACGAGAACGUGGUGCUGUUCAUGGGGGCCUGCAUGAGUCCACCACACCUGGCCAUCAUCACCAGCUUGUGUAAAGGGAGAACGCUGUACUCGGUGGUGCGGGACGUCAAGGUGGUCCUGGACGUCAACAAGACCCGACAGAUCGCACAAGAGAUGGUGAAGGGAAUGGGCUACCUCCACGCCAAGGGGAUCCUGCACAAAGACAUGAAGUCCAAGAAUGUUUUCUACGAUAACGGCAAAGUCGUCAUCACAGACUUCGGACUUUUCACCAUAUCUGGGGUUCUGCAGGCUGGCAGCCGGAGAGAGGACAAGCUGAGGAUCCCCAACGGCUGGCUGUGUCACCUGGCCCCAGAAAUCAUCCAGCAGCUCUCCCCCGACACGGAGGAGGACAAGCUCCCCUUCUCCAAACAGUCAGAUGUUUUUGCUUUUGGCACCAUCUGGUACGAGCUACACGCACGUGAGUGGCCUUACAAGAGUCAGCCAGCAGAGGUGAUCAUAUGGCAGAUUGGCAGCGGGAUGAAGCCCAACCUGGCCCAGACCGGCAUGGGCAAAGAGAUAUCCGACAUCCUGCUGCUGUGCUGGGCCCACAAGCAGGAGGAGCGGCCCAGCUUCUCCAAGCUGGUAGAUUUACUGGAAAAGUUGCCAAAAAGGAACCGCCGCCUUUCCCACCCAGGGCACUUCUGGAAGUCAGCUGAGCUGUAACUGAGGCACCGCCGGGACCGUGUUUGCGUGAAGCUCGUCAUCAGCUCUGCUGACAUCCGCCACCGCCCCCCCCAUCCUGCUUCCACCCGUCCUCUUCCCGUCCUGCUCCUUAGCUCACACACAUGCGCUCGACCCUGAUGCCUGAUUGGACCCUUUAGCGCUCGGUGUUGGCCCACUUUGCCAGAGUGGGAGACAGAUCACGCCGCAGACUUUCAAACAGAGAGGCCUUUCUCCGCUCUAUGCCUGAAGCCCUUUCCCAAAAAGUCACCUUUCUGUUGGGGAGUUUCCAAACGCACACGACAUCCUCCAUGCUGCUCAGCUCAUCCUCAGCCGCACAUGUCUUUUUCUACCAUCAUGACUGUGUACCAUCAUUUUCUCUGCUGUGUUUCCCCCGGGACACAUUCACACAUCAGCUUUGCUACAACACAACUGCAAUUACAACAUGUGGAGUCAGAAAAUUAUGCAAAAGAGGAAUUAGGACGCAUGCGGUGACGUUAGACUGCAUCUGUCCACAGCGUUGGCUCCCAGGAGUUCCUGGGAACCGGCACCAUGCACUGUGGACGCCGCCCUGAGUCACUGGAGGGCAGAGCUGAUGAGACACAACCUUUUGAAUGUUGGCCAGUUGUUCAGAUUCACGCUGGCGACCACCAAGCAACUGCGUGCGCAGUCAGGAGGUGAAGUGCCUUGUUUAAGGGCAUCUCAGCAGCUGCUGCUGCUCGGUGGCUUCUGAGCCGCUUUUUCCCAGUUUAACCAGUGGCAAGUGGCAAACAAUGGGGCUGAGGCAUUCAAUGCAAUGUUAAGACGUUAUGAUGUGAUGUGAAGUCAUCAGAGGCUUCUCCUGUAACACUUCAUUUUCCAGUUCUCACAUUUCUGACAGAAAGCUGGUGUCUUCUUUUUAAUGAUUGGGAAUUUUCAUCUUUCAUCAAUUCCUUAAGCCUUUUAUGGAAACCUUAAGAACAAAAUACCAGAUAAUUUUAUUAUAUUAGUUUCUGAAAAAUAUCAAAUUUACAGGAACUUCAAAUCAAUUGUUACAACAUUUGUUACUGUAAAGGGGAGAAAAUGGCAUCAGACCUGUAGGCUGAAAGGAAAUUUAGUCUGAGAUGUUUUUCCAUCAGAAUCUACAGGAACAUUUCAACUUCAGCUUACACAUCAUAUAACAGUUUCUAAAGCCUUUGAAUAUCAUUAGUUGGAUUUUUCAACUUUUCCGGCUCUAUAAUUGCCUCAACAUCAUAACUGAAGGGGAAAAUAUCCAAGUGCAAAUAAAAGCUAUUUAUCUGGUGUGUGAAAAUGGAGGGAGGGGUGAAAAACGCUGACGCUGAACCAGUCCUUCCAAUGAGAACCAUUCCAUUACAUGCUCCGCUACGUUCAGACCAGCGCCCGCACUAACAAAUGGAUCUGCACGAGAUGCAGCGACUGAUGGAGUUCGUCUCUGAGGAAUGUGCUCCUCAAACGCACACAUUUGCGUGUGUGUGACACCGAGCUGCGUUUAGUUCCAACACGCAGGCGUCUACUGACCUCAGGGCAGGAGACGAAACAGAUUUUAAAAAAGUGCCCCUUUAUUUGACUCAAUGAAUGCUUCCUGACAGCCUUCGGUUGUAUUUAACAUUUUUCUAUUGGUAAUCAAAAACAAACACAAUUAGUCUGCGUUUUGAAGCCCUGACAUUGAUUUAGGGCUCGUUUGGAUCUGUUUGGCCAACGACUUUCAAUAAGGUUUGAUCCAAACUUGCUAAUCAAGGUCUGAUAUUAAACAGCAAGCAGCGCUGGAAGCUUCUUUCCUGUACAUUUGACAGAGGAAGCCUGAAAAUCAUGCGCUCCCAAUUCAAGGUCUCCUUGUAGCAAUCAAUUAGGAGCGGUCGCCUCGAUACAUCUUCUCCGUUCGUACAUGUGGACAGGCAGGUUUAAAGGAGCAGCGCGGGGCUCUGCCUGCAGCUCUGCAGGAAACUGCAAAACAUGGACACCCGAUUGUUCAGCAUGCGUGUCCUGAUGCAGAAACCUGCACAAUCUUUACAUUCACUGAAAAGAGAGACUGCUUUGGAAGUCCUUCCUUUGUGAAGCGCUGACGCCUUCACUGUGGGCAGACGUUCAUCUUAUUCCUCUUAACCUUCCCACGUGCACUCCACUAACAGGACCCCAUUGAGAUCAAACGGUGGAGCACAAACAACACAGGGAGCAGCACCAGAGCCCAGAAGGAGCUGCUCUCAGCACCAACCCCUGAGUUAACGGAGCCACUGACUCCUUCCAGCUCCACAAACGCGAUGCUGCACAUCCACACAAAACACAUAACUGCAAAACGUCUGAUGGAAAAAAAAGUGUUCCAAAGCGUUAAACCGCUCCUUCAGAGCCUCCCGUGGACCGUGAAGUCCGUCCAGGAGCCAAAUCUUCUCAAUCUGACUGUUACAGAAAGGGCUUCGCUCAGUAGUUCUGUCGCUUUUUGUUUUCAAGGUUUAAAAGUCACCAAAACUUGAGGAAGUACAGGAUGAUGUCAAACCGAGAGACAGCACAACCUUCUUUUACACGACACACGACGGAUCCAUUCGUCUACAUCACACGCUCUGCCUCAUUUUUACCCAACAUGCUUUGCUCUCAGCAGUCAUCACACACGGCGACGCUUCUCCUUCCAGGUUCCUGGCUUUGAUUUGGACUCAUCACAUCUCCAGCCUCAUCAUCAUCGCUUCACUUCUCCAUGAAUGACGUAAUACUGUCCUAACUCAAAGAGCAUAUCUACCAUAAAGCUUGUAACAGAUCUUCAUUUGUAUAAUUUGUACAAUAAAGUUUAUAAAACUUUUCUACCCUUCCAGAAAUUCUUUAGUUUCUGGUGUUCAACUGAAUGUCGAUGAAUUUCGAUUUGCAGGCCUUGUUACAAAAUUUGUGUUUUUGUGCUACUGUCCAGAAGACAACACAGCUUGUCAAUAAAAACCUGAAGUGAUACAUUGAA
Betta splendens (Siamese fighting fish) is the source of this 6364-nucleotide messenger RNA. RefSeq names its product kinase suppressor of ras 2 (gene ksr2). The transcript has 22 exons. Gene Ontology annotation, molecular function: ATP binding; protein kinase activity. The record is from RefSeq and is a predicted model, not a curated record. Lineage: Eukaryota; Metazoa; Chordata; Actinopteri; Anabantiformes; Osphronemidae. Gene Ontology annotation, biological process: protein phosphorylation. The coding region runs from base 553 to 3429 and encodes 958 amino acids.